AUCUUUCGGACUGUAAAACUUUGUUAAAGUUUUAGUCCACAUGUUUCAGCGCUUGUUUUACCAGCGAGUGUCUGAAGACUCAAGGAACUAGUAAUGGACCAGAACCUGUUUGGAGGGGCCCCCAGGUUCCUCACGCGGCCCAAGGCAUUCGCAGUGUGCGUGGGAAAGGAUGCCACCUUGAGCUGCACCAUCGUGGGCAACCCCACCCCACUGAUUACCUGGGAAAAGGAGAAGCUACGUCUGACCUCUGGGGGCCGUUUCAAGAUGGUGGAUGAUGGUGACGUCUACCGCCUCACCAUCUACGAUCUAACCCUGGAGGACAGCGGCCAGUACAUGUGCCGGGCCAAAAACAAUGUUGGGGAAGCAUAUGCAUGCGUAACCCUUCACGUAGGCCUUCCACAGGAGAUGGUGGCGAGGGCCCCCGUCUUUAUGGUCAAGCCUACCACCGCACGUGUAGGCCUGGGGGGUGACGUUGUCUUCCACUGCCGGGUUGCGGCUUACCCAGAGCCCAAAUUUGACUGGGAGAAGGACGGGCGUUACCUGGCCGAGACGAACCGCAUCAAGGUGACCUCGGACAGUGACAGCAGCUCUCUGAGGAUCCAGAGCGUGCGCAGCCUGGACAGCGGCACAUACACCUGCCGCGCCCAGAAUUCGGUAGGACGUUCUAACUCCGCUGCCGCCUUGGUCGUAGACACCCAGGACUCCCAUCACCUGGGCCAUGACAAGAGCACCUCCCUCCUCUCCCACCUGCAGAAGCGUAAAGAAGGGAUCUCCAUCUACUGCACCGCCGAGAACAGCAGCUCCACUUCCAACUCCACCACCACCUCCUCGACCGCCACCACUAUGGUCACAGACGGGCUGAGCCUUCUGGGUCUAGACCACAGCAGCGCAGCACUGGUCAGCCAUCUGCCCAAAGGCGUCUUCACCCGCACCUGCACGGUGACUGAAGGCAAGCACGCCAAACUCAGCUGCUUCGUGACGGGCCACCCCAAGCCUCAUAUCAUCUGGAGGAAGGAUGCGAGGAACAUCGGCGAGGGACGCAGACAGAUCAUGUAUGAGGACCAGGCCGAGAACUUCAUCCUCAAGAUCCUGUACUGCAAACAGAGGGACAAUGGCCUGUACACCUGUAACGCCUCCAAUAUGGCUGGACACACCUACAGUGCCGUGCUGGUGAUAGUUAAAGAGCCCAAGGUGCCGUUCAGGAGGAAGCUGCAGGAUGUGGAGGUCCAGGAGAAGAUGACGGCCACGCUGCUGUGUGAGGUGCCCGUCUCGGCCACACAGGCCAGCUGGUUCAUGGAGGAGACGCGACUGGAGGCCUGCUCCAAGUACCGCAUGGAGGAGGAGGGCACCGUGCGCCGCCUCACCAUCCACAACGUCACCACCAAUGAUGAUGCCGUCUACAUCUGCGAGAUGAAGGAGGGGAGCCGCACCGUGGCCGAGCUCACUGUGCUGGGCAACAUCACGAAGAAGCUGCCCAGAAGGACUGUAGUGCCGGUGAGUGAUACAGUGAUCUUCUGCGUUGAGCUGGAGCACCCCUGUUCUGAUGCCUACUGGACACGCAAUGGCGAGCGUCUGAAACCGGACACACGCAUAUUAAUUGCGUGCACCCUCAGACAGUACACGUUAACCAUCAGCCACUGCCAGGCCGACGACUCAGGAGAGGUGGCCUUCAUGGCUGGAGACUGCAAGACCUCCACACGAUUCUCUGUAACGGCUGCCAGAAAGCAUCCUCCCGAUCCCCCCAUCGACGUGGUGGUGCGCAACAAGACUGACUCGUCCAUCACCCUCCACUGGUCCCCCCCAGACAGUGACCGCCCUGUGCCUAUCAAGGGGUACAUGGUAGAGAGGAGGAAGGUGGGUGCCCAGACCUGGCAGAGGUGCAAUGGCAUGGAGAUCAGCCCCUUUACUGAAAUCACAAUCCAGAAUUUCACAGAGGAGGCCAGCUACCAGUUCCGCAUUUCUGCAGUCAACAACUAUGGCCAGAGCCAAUACCUGGAGGUGCCCGGGACCUUCUACCUCGAGUCCAGUGCAGAGGUGAAAACAGGCCUGAUGAACAGCACAGCCAUCUCAGGCGAGGAGGCCUCACUCUCCGUGGAUCUGUCUGGCGUGUGCUCUGGCUUCUGGUCUAUCAACGGACGCCUCCUGCGUAGUGGUGGUGACUACCUCAUCACCCGCCAAAAGACCACACACACGCUGACGAUCCGGACGGUCUUGAUGGAGAUGAACGGAGCCGUGGUCAAAUUUGUGGGCGGUGGCUCUGAGAGCACUUGUAUACUCAAAGUGAAGGCUCCACCUAUCCGGUUCACCAGUAAGUCAGCUCACACUGAGGUGGUGACCUGCAGCGCCCAGUCCUCCGCCCAGCUGACUACAGAGGUGUCCGAUUACGAUGCCCAGGUGGUCUGGAUGAAGAAUGGACGGGAGCUGAAGAUGGGCAAGAAGUAUGAGUGUAUAACCACUGACCACAAGAGGAUCCUGAUGGUACACAAUGUCACUGAAGAGGACAUGGGCAUCUAUGAGUGUGUCCUAAACGAAGACACAAUGUCCCUGCAGCUUUCUCUAAAAGAUGAAGCCAAAUUCCUGAACAAGCCCAGGGGUCCCAUGGGGGUGGCACCUGCCCUCAGUGGGCACCUUGAGUUGAACUGUGAGGUGUCGUCUGCCAGCGGGGUGGUGGUGUGGAGGAAGGAUCAGACAGUGGUCAUUGAGGACCAAAGAACCACCAUUGUCUCCAAAGGGACACAGAGGAGACUGGUCAUCAAGAACGCCAAGAAGAGUGACGAGGGACACUACUCCUGCGAGACAGCGGAGGACAAAGUCACAUUCCAGGUCAAGAUAAAAGAAGUCCAACAGGCUGCCUUCACCAAUAAGGAGUCUGUACAGAGAGAGGUGAAAGCUACUCUCUCCCAGAAAGCUACUCUGAGCUGUGAGGUGUCAGAUACCAAGACGGAGGUGAAAUGGUACAAGGAUGGCAAACAGAUCAUUGCAAGUAAAACAGUCUCCAUGGAGACAAAGGGCAAGAGUCGUCUGUUGGUAGUAGACAAAAUGGAGAAGAAGGAUGCUGGAGAGUACACCUGUGAAGCUGGAACAGAGAAGCUGGUCUUUAAAAUACAUGUGUCAGAAGCCCAAAAGGCUGCCUUCACCAACAAGGAGUCUGUACAGAGAGAGGUGAAAGCUACUCUCUCCCAGAAAGCCACUCUGAGCUGUGAGGUGUCAGAUACCAAGACGGAGGUGAAAUGGUACAAGGAUGGCAAGCUGCUGACUUCCAGUAAGACAGUCUCCAUGGAGACAAAGGGCAAGACUCGUCAGCUGGUGAUAGAGAAGGUGGAGAAGAAGGAUACUGGAGAGUACACCUGUGAGGUUGGAGCAGAGAAGCUGGUCUAUAAGAUACAGGUGACAGAAGCCCAGGCUGCCUUCUCCAAUAAGGACUCUGUACAGAGAGAGGUGAAAGCUACUCUCUCCCAGAAAGCCACUCUGAGCUGUGAGGUGUCAGAUACCAAGACGGAGGUGAAAUGGUACAAGGAUGGCAAGCUGCUGACUUCCAGUAAGACAGUCUCCAUGGAGACAAAGGGCAAGACUCGUCAGCUGGUGAUAGAGAAGGUGGAGAAGAAGGAUGCUGGAGAGUACACCUGUGAGGUUGGAGCAGAGAAACUGGUCUAUAAGAUACAGGUGACAGAAGCACAACAGGCUGCCUUCACCAAUAAGGACUCUGUACAGAGAGAGGUGAAAGCUACUCUCUCCCAGAAAGCCACUCUGAGCUGUGAGGUGUCAGAUACCAAGACGGAGGUGAAAUGGUACAAGGAUGGCAAGCUGCUGACUUCCAGUAAGACAGUCUCCAUGGAGACAAAGGGCAAGACUCGUCAGCUGGUGAUAGAGAAGGUGGAGAAGAAGGAUGCUGGAGAGUACACCUGUGAGGUUGGAGCAGAGAAGCUGGUCUAUAAGAUACAGGUGACAGAAAUGAAGGCUGCUUUCUCAAAUAAGGAGUCUGUACAGAAGGAGGUGAGAGCUACUCUCUCCCAGAAAGCCACUCUGAGCUGUGAGGUGUCAGAUACCAAGACGGAGGUGAAAUGGUACAAGGAUGGCAAGCUGCUGACUUCCAGUAAGACAGUGUCCAUGGAGACAAAGGGCAAGACUCGUCAGCUGGUGAUAGAGAAGGUGGAGAAGAAGGAUGCUGGAGAGUACACCUGUGAGGUUGGAGCAGAGAAGCUGGUCUAUAAGAUACAGGUGACAGAGUUCCAGGCUGCCUUCACCAACAAGGAGUCUGUACAGAAGGAGGUGAGAGCUACUCUUUCCCAGAAAGCCACUCUGAGCUGUGAGGUGUCAGAUACCAAGACGGAGGUGAAAUGGUACAAGGAUGGCAAGCUGCUGACUUCCAGUAAGACAGUCUCCAUGGAGACAAAGGGCAAGACUCGUCAGCUGGUGAUAGAGAAGGUGGAGAAGAAGGAUGCUGGAGAGUACACCUGUGAGGUUGGAGCAGAGAAGCUGGUCUAUAAGAUACAGGUGACAGAAACUCAAGCAGCUUUCACCAACAAGGAGUCUGUACAGAAGGAGGUGAGAGCUACUCUCUCCCAGAAAGCCACUCUGAGCUGUGAGGUGUCAGAUACCAAGACGGAGGUGAAAUGGUACAAGGAUGGCAAGCUGCUGACUUCCAGUAAGACAGUCUCCAUGGAGACAAAGGGCAAGACUCGUCAGCUGGUGAUAGAGAAGGUGGAGAAGAAGGAUGCUGGAGAGUACACCUGUGAGGUUGGAGCAGAGAAGCUGGUCUAUAAGAUACAGGUGACAGAAUCCUCUGCCAAGUUUAAAAAGACUGCCGUGAAGGAUAUAUGCAAUGUUCAAGCAAGUGAGAAGAUUGUUUUGACCACUGAGCUGACUUCGGAUAGUGCCAGUGUUAAGUGGUUCAGAGAUGGAGUAGAGUUGAAGGAGGGCUCUAAGUAUGAGAUGAAGAGAGAGGGACAUUCUCGUACCCUGAUUGUGAAGUCCACUGAAGUCAAAGACAGUGGCACCUACUCUUGCCACACUGAUGAUGACAAGCUUGAGUUCAAAGUUCAAGUCAAAGAUACACCACUGAAGUUUGUGGUGCAGUUGCAGCCUGUAGCCACAGAGCUGGGUGUUACCCUGACCCUGACCUGUGAACUGAACCGAGCCUCAGGGGACGUACUCUGGCGCCACAACAGUCGUGAGGUCAAACCCGGUGGCAGGUUCUGUGUCAGCGCUGACGGUGCCAAGCGGGUCCUUUCUGUAACAGGAAUGACCAAAGAGGAUGAGGGAGAGUACAGCUGUGAAUGCAAAGAUGAUAAGACCUCUGCCAAUGUCUCCACCAAAACACCCAGAAUGGUGAAGCUGACUUCCAAGCUGAGCAGCAUCGCUGCAGUGGAGGGGAACGAUGCCAUCUUCAAGUGUAGUGUCACCCCAGCCGACGUCAAAGUAAAAUGGUUCCGCAACAAUGUGCCAAUCACUGCUAGGCCAAAGUAUAAGAUUGAGCACGGGGGCACCAGCCACUCCCUCACCAUCACGUCAGUCAGUCAGGAGGAUGCUGGGGAGAUCAGCAUGGAAGCUGAGGGCAAAACCUGCAGCGCUACCCUCCAAGUGCAACUGGAGCCGGUGAUGUUCAAGAAGAAGUUGCAGAAUGUGACGACGGUAGAGGAUCAGAAGGAGGUGAAGUUGGAGGUGGAGCUGAAUAAGCCCUCUAAAGAGGUCAGGUGGAUGAAGAACAGCGUGGUGCUGCAGCCCGGAGGCAACAUGGACAUCAGGGUGGACGGGGCCAAGCAGACCCUGGUCUUCAAGAGUGUGACUACAGCUGACCGCGGCUACUACUCCUGUGAAACUCUGGAUGACAAGACCCAGGCCAAACUCACAGUGGAUGUGCAGAAGAUUGAGGUGGUGAAGGGCCUGCUGGCGGAGGUCAAGGCCAAUGAGAAGGAGACACUGACCCUGGAGGUGGAGCUAAGUCAAGCUGACGUGGAGGGUUCCUGGACCAGGAACGGGGCCAAGCUCAAGGCAGGGUCCAACUGUCGCAUCACGACCCUUGGAAAGAAGCAUGCCCUUACACUGUCCCAACUCAAGAUGGAGGACGCAGGAACCAUUGUCUUCCAAGCGGAAGGGGUCAAGUCUUCUGGCAAGCUCAUUGUUACAGAACCUGCUGCUAUGAUCUCUAAGCCAAUGGAGGAUGUCAAAGCUCCAGAGAAGGAGAAGGCAACACUUGAGUGUGAGGUGUCCAGAACCAAUGCUGAGGUCAAGUGGUUCAAGGGUGACACGGAACUAAAACCAGGAAAGAACUUUGGCAUCCACUCCCAGGGUCGCACGCGCAGCCUCCUCAUCCAUAAAUGUUCCAAAGAGGAUGAGGGCACAUACGUCUGUCGAACGUCUGACGACAAUACAUCAGCCAAACUCACUGUACAUGCCCGAGACAUUAAGAUAGUGAAGAAGCUGGAGGAUGUGGAGGUGAUGGUGAAGGAGAGUGCAUCAUUCAUCUGUGAGAUCUCUCACGAUGAAGUGGACUGCCAGUGGUUCAAAGGCGACACCAAACUCAAAGUCAGUGACAACAUCAAGAUGAGACAAGAGGGUAAAAUCUAUGUGCUGCUGUUUAAGUCGGUGACACCAGAAGACGUGGCAGAGAUUAAAUUCACAGCUGAGAAGGCCUCUUCAACGGCCAAACUGACAGUGAAAGGCAAAACCCAAUCUGUGUCACGGGAGCUGCAGAGCGUCAGUGUUGUCUCAAGGGAGGAUGCUGUGUUCACCUGUGAGGUCACACAGACCAGCGCCACUGUGCAGUGGGCCAAGGAUGGGAAGGAGAUCAAGAAGAGUGAGAAGUAUGAGAUCAGCAAAGAGGAGAGGGUCAUGAAGUUGACCAUCCACAGCGUCACUGUCCAGGACUCUGGCGAAUAUAGUUGUGAGGUCAUCGGAGGGGCCACUACCAAGGCCAAGCUGGAGGUCAAAGAGCCAGUCCACAAGUUCACCAAGGAGCUGAAGGACAGGGAGGCAGAAGAAAAGGGCUCAGUGACCCUGCAGUGUGAGACGACCCAGCCUGCCUCCAAGGCCACCUGGUCCAAGGGAGGCGUAGAGCUCAAGGCCGGGGGACGCUGCGAGAUGACCCAGAAGGAGACCGUUCUCACCCUCACCAUUAAACAGCUGGAGGAGAAAGACAGCGGAACUUACACCUGUGACGUGGGCACCGCCAAGAUGACGGCUAAGGUGACAGUCAAAGCCUUGCCUGCCAGCUUUAUACAGAAGCUGAAGAACCAGCAGGCCAAGGAAGGAGAGAGUGUCACUCUGUGCUGUGUGUUAGCCAAACCUGGAGCCAAGGUCCAGUGGAAUAAAGGCACUGAGAAUCUCAAAGCUGGAGACAAAUAUGAGAUGAAGCAAAAAGAUGCCUCCUGUGAGCUUCAGAUAAAACAUCUAAAGGUUGAAGACAGUGGAGAGUACUCCUGUGAGUGUGGAGACCAGAAGACCACAGCGACUAUAAACGUCAAUGCGUUACCUGUGACCUUCAAACACAAGCUGCAGAGCCAGGAGGCUGAGGAGGGGGGCAGUGUUACCCUGCACUGUGAGCUCUCUAAACCUGGGGUCCCAGUAGAAUGGAGGAAGGGAACACAGGUGCUGAAGUCUGGAGAAAAGUACCAGAUGAAGCAGAAAGAAUCUGUGAGUGAACUCCUGAUCAGCAAAGUAGUACCAGAGGACAGUGGAGACUACAGCUGUGUGUGUGGAGACCAGAAGACUACAGCCAGUCUCAAGAUUAAGGCCCAACCUGUGACCUUCAAAUACAAACUGCAGAGCCAGGAGGCUGAGGAGGGGGGCAGUGUUACCCUGCACUGUGAGCUCUCUAAACCUGGGGUCCCAGUAGAAUGGAGGAAGGGAACACAGGUGCUGAAGUCUGGAGAAAAGUACCAGAUGAAGCAGAAAGAAUCUGUGAGUGAACUCCUGAUCAGCAAAGUAGUACCAGAGGACAGUGGAGACUACAGAUGUGUGUGUGGAGACCAGAAGACUACAGCCAGUCUCAAGAUUAAGGCCCAACCUGUGACCUUCAAACACAAGCUGCAGAGCCAGGAGGCUGAGGAGGGGGGCAGUGUUACCCUGCACUGUGAGCUCUCUAAACCUGGGGUCCCAGUAGAAUGGAGGAAGGGAACACAGGUGCUGAAGUCUGGAGAAAAGUACCAGAUGAAGCAGAAAGAAUCUGUGAGUGAACUCCUGAUCAUUAAAGUAGUACCAGAGGACAGUGGAGACUACAGCUGUGUGUGUGGAGACCAGAAGACUACAGCCAGUCUCAAGAUUAAGGCUCUGAAGCAUUCAGCUCCUCCAGUAACUCCCAAACAGGAGGAGCCCCAGAAGGAGAAGGCCAAAAAGGAAGAAGCCUUUAAGCCUGCUGCUCCUGCCACCCCCAAACCGGAGCCCCAGAAGGAGGAGACGGUAGAAAAUAAGUCUGUUGUAGACGCUCAUGCCAUGAAGCCUGCUGCUCUUGCCUCCACCAAACUGGAGCCCCAGAAGGAGGAAGUAGAGAAGAAGACGGUAGUAGAAGCCCCUGCCGUGAUGCCUGCUGCUCCUGCCGCCCUCAAACCGGAACCACAGAAGGAGACAGUAGAGACGAAGACAGUAGUAGAAGCCCCUGAGAUGGAGGUGACCAUAGUGAAGGUCUUGAACAGCUGCUCGGUGCGCGAGGGGGAGGACGUUCACUUUGUGUGCCAUCUGUCCCACGAGAAUGCCAAGGAGGUCCAGUGGAAGCUUGCGGAUGUCCCCCUGCAGAACAAUGAGAUGAAUCUGAUCUGCGCUCAAGGCAAGGUGCACAGUCUCACCCUCAGGGGGGUCACCCAGGCCGACUCGGGCACAGUCACCUUCACUGUGGGCCACCAUACCUCCACCGCCAGCCUGACCGUCCGAGGGGCCCCUGUGGUGUUCAAGAAGGAGCUGCAGAGCCAGGAAGCAGUUGAGGGGGGAAGUGUCUCCCUGACCUGUGAAAUCAGUUCUGAGGGCAAGGUGACAUGGAGAAGGGGCUCCUUGCUCCUCACCCAGGGGGAGAAGUAUUCCAUGGAGCACACAGGUUCUACCUACAUCCUGAUGGUUCACAAGCUGAAGGUCGGGGAUGCUGGAGAGUACACCUGCGAUACCGGGGAUAAGCAGAGCACGGCCACCCUGACAGUCAAAGAGUCUGUACGCAUCACUCGGGAGCUGCACGACAUCACAGUGACCACCGGGCAGGAUGCUGUCUUUGCGUGUGAGUUGUCCCAGGAGGGCGUGACCAACGGAGAGUGGUGGCUAGGGGAUAACCUCCUCCAGAACAAUGACCUGAACCAGAUGACCUGCCAGGGCCGGGUGCACCGGCUGACACUACAGAUGGUCACCACUGACGAGUCAGGGGACGUGGCGUUUGUGGUGGGCGAAGAGAAGACCGUCGCCUGCCUGCUGGUGGAAGAGAAGCCCAAAGUCUUAAUCCUAGAGAAGCCUCAUGACACAGUGGCCCUGGAGGGUGAGACAGUCACCCUGUCCUGCACUGUCUCCGACCCCACGGCCCCUGUCACCUGGAGCAGGAAUGAUGUGGCCAUCAAAGCAGGCCUCAAGUACGACCUGCGGAAGAAUGAAACUCUCCUACAGCUCCGUAUCCACAACCUGGAGAUGGAGGACUCUGGAAUUUACUGCUGCGAUACCGGAGAUGCACAGUGCACCGUCACAUUGACUGUGGAAGGUGCCCCGGCAUUCUUCCAGAAGGAGCUGAAGAACAAGGAAGCUCAGGAAGGCGAUGAUAUCACUCUGCGCUGUGAGCUCUCCAAGGCCGGCGCUCAAGUGGAGUGGAGGAAGGGAGGCGUGGUCCUCCAGGCUGGUAAGAAGUAUGCGAUGAGGCAGGAGGGCUGCGUUCAGGAGCUCCGCAUUCGCAACCUGGAGCCAGAGGACAAUGGCUACUACACCUGCGACGCUGGAGACCAGCUCACCACGGCGUCGGUGGCAGUGCAAGAGGCAGAAGUCCUCAUAGUGUGUGGUCUAAAGAGCACCGAUGUCUUUUUGGGCGAGUGGGCCACCUUCUCCUGCCAGCUGUCCCGCGGCGUGAGGCCCGAGAAGGUGCAGUGGUGGCUGGACGGGACCCUUCUCCAGGACAGCCCCUCAAGCGAGAUAGGGCUGAGCCAGGGCCACGUCCACACCCUCACCCUAAAGGACCUGGCCCCGGACGCCUCGGGCACCGUGACGUUCAAAGCCUGCAGCCUGGUGUCCUACGCCAAGCUCUUAGUUAAAGACCCCACAGUAGAGGUGGUGAGCGAAAUGCAAGACCUGCGGGUGGCUGAGGACCAGCAGGCUGAGUUCAUCUGCCAGUACUCCCGGCCGGUCCAGGCCCAGUGGAAGAGAGACGGUCGGCCAUUGCAGCCUGAUGGCCGGAGGGUGGUAGUUGAGCAGGACUGGACCGUGGCUCGCUUGUACAUUAGCCACGUGUCCACUGAGGACAGGGGGACAUACUCCUGUGAGGCAGAGGGGACCUGCGUGGUUGCCUUACUGGAGGUGGAAGCCAAACCCAUUGAAAUCCUACAAGGCCUGGAGAACAUGGACACCAUCGACGGCGGAGAGGCCCUGUUCGAGUGCUCUAUCUCUCGUUGCGAGAUCAAAGACUGCCGCUGGCUGAUCAACGGCAAGCCGGUGAAGGAAUCGCCCACCACGGAGAUCGUGUCCUUCGAAAGUGGACGUCGCCACCUCCUGCUGCUCAAGGAUCUGCACGUCGGAGACGGCUGCAAGGUGACCUUCCAAGCCGGCACCGCAACAACCUCCGCCAUGCUCAAUGUCAAAGGCUGGCAGCUAGAUGUGGUGAGCGGCCUGGAGGAUAAGGUAGCUGUGGUGGGAGAGACGGUAGAGUUCAGCUGCAUGCUGACUGAGCCUGUGCCUGAGGCGGAGGUAGCCUGGUACUCUAACGGAGCAGAGCUAAAGGCUGAUGACACCUGGGCCAUGCGGGCUGACGGCUGCUCCUACCACCUGGUGCUUAGACAGGUCCCAGCCAUGCCACCACAGGAGAUCACCUUCGCUGCCAGGGACGCCAUCUCCAUGGCCAAGCUCACCAUCAUCACCGUUCCUGACCCCCCGGAGGACCCAGAGCUGGUCAGUAAGAGUAAGCAGGCGGUGACCCUGUCUUGGUUCACACCCCUCAGCGAUGGAGGCAGCCCUAUUCUGGGCUACAGGGUGGAGAUGAGGCUGGCGGACAGUGCCCUCUGGCUGCCGUGCCAUGCAGAGCCUGUGUGUAACACAGAGUUCUCUGCGGAUAACCUCAUCCCAGGGAGCGGCUACAGGUUCAGGGUGGCAGCCAUCAACAGAGCUGGGACUGGAGAACCUGUCCAGCUUCCUCAGAGCAUUCAGCUGGAGGCUCCAGUGACAGUGACCCAGCAGUUGGCCUGUCCAGACGUGCAGGAGGGUAAGAUGGCCCGUGUGGAGUGCCAGCUCUCUGCUGAGGGCAGCUCGGUCACCUGGCUCAAAGACAACAAGGAGCUGGAGUUUGGGGUCAAGUACCAGGUCACCACAGAGGGCAAGACACAAGUGCUGCUGAUCAAAGACUUUGAGUCUGCUGACCAGGGCGUGUACACCUGUGUGGCCUCAGACGAGGCAGAAAGCUCCAUUAAUCUCAACCUACCAACAGGUGGAGAUGGGGUUAAAUUGGAGGAGGGGGCCCAGCCCAGCCUGCCUCCUGAGGCUGCCUCAGAGGGUGACGUCCACGCGCUGUGGGAGGACCUGGCCAAGAAACGCCGUAUGAGCCGAGAGCCCACCCUCGACUCCAUCUCUGAGCUGCCUGAUGAGGAGGACAAGGAGCCCAAGACACCCAAGGGGCCAGUCAAGGAGAAAAAAGCCCCGGAGAAGGUGGAGGUGAAAGCACCAGAGAAACAGAAGGUGUUGGAGCCAAACCUGUACACCAGCUCUGAGGACGAGUCCAGGCCUCCAACGCUGGUGUCCUACCUGAAGAAGAGCAGCAAGUCCUCCCUCUCUGUGUCCGACCAGACAGAGUCCAUCUCCACUGAGAAGUUCUAUGCACAGUUCAAGUUGAAAGAGCAGACCACAGUCCAACAGACCUCAGUCCAACAGACCUCAUCUUCCGUACAGCAGAUCACAGCACAGACCACAGACAUCACGGAGAUCGGUUAUGAGGAGGACGAAGAAAAGGGGCUGCUGGAUGCUGCUGUCAAGAUCCAGGCUGCCUUCAAGGGCUACAAGGCCCGCAAGGACAUGCGUCCAGUCUUCAAGGACGUCUUCAAGGACCAGACCAAGGAACCCAAUGGCACCAUCCACCUGGAGUGUGUGGCGGAGGGCAAGCCAGACAAGGUGCGCUGGCUGAAGGAUGGCGAGCACCUGGCGGACGGCAAGCACCACCACAUCGACAUUUACAACGACGGCACCUGCUCUCUGGUCAUCACCGCCGUCACCACCAAGGACACGGGCGUCUACACAUGUGAGGUCACCAACAAGUUUGGGGUGACCACCCACAGUGGCAAAGUGACGGUGGGCUCGGCCCGGGAGGCAUCUGGAAGGAGGCCACUGACCAUGGGCUACAGUGCCGACAGCGAGGCGGAGAGCUCGUCGGCAGAAAGCGAGAUGGACGAGUCUCUGAGGCAGGCCAGCAAACGGCUGCGCCACCUCCUCCGCCCCCGCCUGCCGGCCACGUCGGAGGAGGAGUCGUUCGUCAGCUGUGAUGAUGAGGGUGAGCUGCAGGCGCCCAACCCUAAAUCGUACCGCGAGGACGAGCGCUACAUCUACAUCCGCUUCGACACACGGUCUGAGGCCCAGGUGGCAUCUCAGCGCUUCAAGGAGAUGUUCACGGCCCAUGGGGUCCCUGUGGAGACCACCAUCCAGGAGGCUGGACCUCUCAAAGUGGAGCUGCGCAUCAUGAAGAUGGGAUACACCCAAGAUGGUUCUGCAACACCCACACAGGAGAAGCAGCUGCCUGCGUUCAUGACAGGAGCCCCCGCGGCCCCAGUCUUCCUGACUGAACUCCAGAGCCAGGACGUGCCUGACGGUUACCCAGUCAGCUUCGACUGCGUGGUGAUUGGGAAGCCUCCACCCAGUGUGCGUUGGUUCAAGGAUGGUAAGCUGCUGGACGAGAACGACCACUACAUGAUCAACGAGGACCAGGAGGGCUGCCACCAGCUCAUCAUCACCACCGUGCUGCCCUCUGACAUGGGCGUCUACCGCUGUAUGGCCGAGAACACCAGCGGCAUCGCUGCCACCAAGGCUGAGCUCAGGGUCGACAUGUCUUGCAGCUCAGACUACGAUACUGCAGCUGAUGCCACUGAGACCGGCUCCUACAUCAGUGCUAAGGGCUACAUGUCUAGGGAAACGGAAGCCUUUGAGUCUGUGGUAGAGGAUGAGCAGAUGCCACAAGUACUGGAAGAGCUCCAUGACGUGCACGUCACCCCAGGCUCACCCAUUGCUAAGAUGCAGCUGAAAGUCAAAGGGUUCCCCAGUCCAAGGGUGUACUGGUUCAAGGACGGCCACCCGCUGCGUUCCUCAGACAGGAUCCUGCUGCUGGACAAGAGAGACAUCCACAGCCUGGAAGUCCUGGAGGUGAAGAGGGAGGACACAGGAGAGUACUCUGCCUACAUUAGCAACGCUGCUGGAUCAGCAUACUCCUCUGCUAGGCUGCUGGUUCUGGGUCUAGGAGAGCUCACGCCUGUAGAGAAGCACGAUCCCAAGGUGCCUCUGGUGCCGCCCCGCUUCCUGGAGAGGUUCAGCAACAGGAAGGUGAAACAGGGAGCCAGUGUCACCAUGUCUGUCAGAGUGGAAGGUUCUCCCACCCCCAUGGUGACGUGGCUGAAAGAGGAGUCUGCUGAGGACGUGUUGUGGAUCAAGCCAGACACUAAGGGCUAUAAGGUGGCCAGCUCUGGGCGCCAACACAGUCUCAUCCUCAUGGAUGUUGGCUCUAAGCACGCAGGCACAUACACCUGCAUCGCCACCAACAGGGCCGGACAGUCCAUCUGCACUGCCCAAUUUGAGGUGGAGGAUGCACCACGACCAAAGGAAGAGAAAACAAUCCCUCUGGGGAUUACUAUCAGCCCUCCAGAAGAAGAUGUUGGCAGAGGAAAAAUGCAGUAUCUAGGUGAAGUUGGAACAGAAGAGUUCCUUAUGAAGCUCACCUCCCAGAUCACGGAGAUGGUAUCUGCCAAGUUCAGCCAAGCCUCACUACGUGUCCCGGGAGGCGAUAGUGACGAUGAGACCAAGACACCCUCCGCCUCACCCCACCACGGUCGCUCUCGCCCCGGCUCCAUUCUCGCUGACUCCUCCUCUGAGUCUGACGACCCUGAUGCCAGGGGAGAGAUGUUUGACAUCUAUGUGGCUACGGCUGACUACAACCCCACCAUCGCCAACAAAGAUACCAUUUCCCUGAAGGAGGGCCAGUAUGUUGAGGUUCUGGACUCGGCACAUCCACUCAAAUGGCUGGUCCGGACCAAACCCACCAAAACCACUCCAUCCCGCCAAGGCUGGGUCUCACCUGCCUACCUGGAUAAGAAACUUAAGCUGUCUGCUGAUGCUGGUGACAUCCCAGAGUCAGGUGGAGAAGAGGUAUCAGAAGGAGAGUACAGGAAGAGACUACUCCAACUGAUUCAAGACAUGAUCAACAGCGAGGCAGAGUUUGUCAAAGAGAUGGACUUCUUCACCUCCCACCACGUCAAGCAAGUGGAGAGUCCUGACGCCCCAUCUGACGUCACCAGCCAGAAGGAGGCCAUAUUCAGGAACAUCAACGAGAUCAAGGCCUUCCAUAGCGAGUCCAUGCUCCCUAAGUUGAGCCACUGCGACACUGAUGACGACGUGGCCAUGCGCUUCCUGAGGAGUGGUGAGGGCUUUGAGAAAUACCUCCAGUACCUCGUAGGCCAGCAAAAGGCAGAGGCCGCUAUCAGUGACAAGACCGUACACCGCUUCUUCAAGGAAUACACAGACAAAGAGCAGGCCAGUGCCGACCCUGCUGAAGGUCCUGUACUGAGCAUCAACGCCUACCUACAGAAACCUCUGGACAGAAUCCAGAAGUACAAGGCCUUGCUCAAGGAGCUGAUCAGGAACAAGGCCAGGAACGGUCAGAACUGCUGCCUGCUGGAGGAGGCCUAUGCCAUGGUGUCAUCACUGCCUCAGCGUUCAGAGAACACACACCACGUCUCCAUGAUAGAGAACUACCCUGCCACUCUGGAUGUAUUGGGGGAGCCCAUCAGACAGGGACCCUUCAUGGUGUGGGAGGGUGCACCUGGGGUAAGGUCCUCCUCCAGAGGUCACCAUCGACACGCGUUCCUCUUCAAAAACUAUGUCAUCAUCUGCAAAUCCAAGAGAGACACCAACACAGACACUCAGGGCUACGUCUUUAAGAACAUGAUGAAGCUGAACAACAUAGAUGUGAAUGAGACAGUGGAGGGUGACGACCGGGCCUUUGAGAUCUGGCACGAGCGUGAGGACUCUGUCAGGAAGUACACGCUGCAGGCUCGCACUGUCAUCAUCAAGAACUCCUGGCUGCGAGACCUCAGGGACCUGCAGCAGCGCUACACCAUGCCUGCCUGGAGUAUGCCUGACUUUGAUGAGCUUCUGGCUGACUGCACAGCGGAGCUGGGACAGACGGUGAAACUGGCCUGCAAGGUUACUGGAGUGCCCAAACCUGUGGUCACUUGGUACAAGGACGGGCGUGCAGUGGAGGCCGACCCUCACCACAUCAUCAUCGAGGACCCUGACGGUUCCUGCACCCUGAUCCUGGACAACAUGACGGCUGAUGACUCUGGACAGUACAUGUGCUUCGCCACUAGCACAGCAGGCAACGCCAGCACUCUAGGAAAGAUCACUGUCCAAGUGCCUCCUCGUUUCGUGAACAAGAUGAGGAAUGCUGUCCUUAUCGUUGGUGAGGAUGCUCAGUUCUCCUGCACCAUUCAGAGCGCCCCCAGACCCAAGAUCAGGUGGUUCAAGGAGGGCAGACUGCUGACUGACCAGGAGAAGUAUCAGACCUACACUGAGUCCCGUAGUGGAGUCCUGGUGCUGGUCAUUAAAGGCCCUACGGAGAGAGACCUGGGACACUACGAGUGUGAGUUGUCCAAUCGACUGGGCAGUGCUAAAUGUGCAGUUGAUCUGUGCCUUCCUUCUGCUGUGGCUAGAAGAGGAGAGCAGGCCAUCACCAUCGAAGUCACCGAGCAGGAGACUAAAAUACCAAAGAAAACCAUCAUCAUAGAGGAGACCAUAACUACGGUGGUGAAGAACACCCGUAUGAAGCGUCGCGGCGUGUCUCCAUCCGGGUUCAACCGCUCCGAAACCUCCACCCCAGAUCUCCCCACCACCCCCACAGGCAUGGCCAGGCAGAGGAGGCAGGCUUCCGCCAGCAGGAAGACCACCAUCCCCACCCUGUACAUCACGGAGCCCGAGAGGGGCGCUGGGGCCCAGGCCGCAGAGAACAAGUGGGUGGAGGUAGAGGAAAUCAUUGAGUACAAGGUCAACAAGUCGCCCAGGCUAUCCAGGAGGAGAGGGGUCUCCCCAGCUGGAUCGGAGCGAGUGAACACCCCCUCCUCCACCCGGCCACGGAGGUCCCCGAACCCGAACGCCAACAACUCCAACAACAAGCUGGUAGAGCUGCAGAACCGAUCCGAGCUGCAGGGGGCUCAGCCUCUACCCUGGGAUGAGGAGGAGGAGGAUGAGAAUGUGGCUGGACCCAGUGGAGAGGCCUGCGAGGUCUCCUCUGUUCUAAUCCCUAACGACCAUGAACAUGAAGCCUGGCUAGAGGAGCAGCAAGAGACCUUAGUCACAGAACCGGAUGAUGAUGACAACAACAUGGAACCUCUCAGGAAGCUGGGGCCUAAGACCCUGACCCAGGCCGGUCGCGUUCUCACCCUGGAGGACCUAGAGGACUAUGUUCCCAGGGAGGGGGAGACCUACGGCUCCUCCAACACCAGCCCCUCCCCUGCCGAGAGACCCUGUGAGAUCUCUGUGCUUCAGAGGGAGAUUGGGGGCUCUGCCGUGGGCCAGCCGGUGCUGCUCAAUGUGGAGACGUCUGCGUGGGUGCUCAGGGAGAGGCACAGGCCUGGCUUCUUCAGCCGCUUUAGAGAGUACCUCUCAGGCAGCAUGUUCUCCAUGGCUGCCCACCCCCACCACCACCACCCCAACGGAGGCCAGUCUAGAAGGGAGAGAGAGAUUCCCAUCCAGGUCAGCCACACCAAGCUAGAGGUCAAGCCUGCAUAUUGCUCUGAGGUGCAGAGAAUGGAGGGAGGGCAGCAGAGCUACAAAACCAAAGUCUACACGUCAGUGGGCAAGCCAGUCACUCUUCAGAUUAGCAAGAAGAACCCAUAUCAAAACCAAUAACCUAGUAUGUGAAAAUCAGUAGCUGGAUUAGAACCAAGCAGAUUUUUGUUAAUUGGUGAUACGAACAAUAGCCAUUUUAGUCUUAAAUGGGAACAUUUCUACUUAAGUGUUAAAAAGCAUAUUCUAACCUUGCAUUUUAUUGCAAAUGGCGAUCAUUCCAUUUAGAAGCAACCCAUCUGAAAGUAAAAUGCAGACACAGGAAGUCAGUUGUUUUGGUCAGACAGAAAGUCAUUUUUUAAAGGAAAAAACAUCAAAAGGGGGUUGGAUAUGUUGUUUAGGCUAAAUGAUUUCCGAAUGCCAUUGUAUACUAUCCAGGCUUCAAUUUAUUGUUGCCUUUCUUGCCACAUAUUUGAUGUACAGAAAAAGACAGAAUAAGUUUUGCAACAUAGACUGACACCAUUUUAAAGGAAAGAAAAUUCAACUGCUUUACCCGCAGGUGACAGAUGUUUUAUAUGUCAACAUCUUGAUGUUAAACUUCUGUUCUGUAGAACAUCAGUACAGUACUAUAUUUCUGUCUGUGUGUUGUCUCUGAAGUUUAAUGAACAAGGAAUAUCCACCUUGACUUUUAGCGUAUCAGUUUGUAAAUAGGCUAACUAACUCCUGUGAAAGGAAAACAGUUUGUCUCGACAGUAACUUACCAAACCAAUGACUUCAGCAACAAAGAUGACAUUGUACAAAAGGGCAGUCCGAUUUGAAAUGUUAUGGAGAAGGUGUAAUUCUGGGUUAAUAUUACCCAACAAAAAAAACGUUGACAAGAUUGAUAGAAGUACAAAAGAGCAUUGAUUACCGAAGUUGCUGGAUUGUGUGAAACAUUGACGAUGUUCUUUCAACAGCAGUCACUGUCUGCUUGAGAAUACAAGAAAGCCAGAUUAAAGCCAGAUACAUGGAUCAUUGAAUUGUACUUCAGAUUAGGCUUGGCUGUCCUAUGCAGAAGUCUAGAAUUUUCUAGAUGGGCAGUUACAUGUUGUGCAGUGCUGAUACUUUUACAUUAACUGUAUAUUACUCACGUGGUGUGGACUGUGGAUUGAUAUAGGUCUAUGAUUGUGUUAUACAGGUCUCGUAUAAAGGGUCUCUGUUUACUUUAGGUUAUAUACAUCCAAAACAUAGACCUAUAUAGGAUAUUUCAUUUUGAACUGGGUCAUUUGUUUUAUAGAAAGGCACUUCAUUAUCAGUUUCUUGAGAGCAAUGAAAAGUGGUCCUCUGUAGCUCAGCUGGUAGAGCACGGCGCUUGUAACGCCAAGGUAGUGGGUUUGAUCCCCGGGACC
Coregonus clupeaformis (lake whitefish) is the source of this 18524-nucleotide messenger RNA. RefSeq names its product obscurin. The coding region runs from base 94 to 17259 and encodes 5721 amino acids. NCBI's taxonomy places the organism in Eukaryota, Metazoa, Chordata, Actinopteri, Salmoniformes, Salmonidae. The record is from RefSeq and is a predicted model, not a curated record. Gene Ontology annotation, molecular function: protein binding; guanyl-nucleotide exchange factor activity. The transcript is spliced from 71 exons.